Lutzomyia longipalpis is the source of this 1444-nucleotide messenger RNA. RefSeq lists its product as uncharacterized. Lineage: Eukaryota; Metazoa; Arthropoda; Insecta; Diptera; Psychodidae. Gene Ontology annotation, molecular function: olfactory receptor activity; odorant binding. The transcript is spliced from 2 exons. The coding region runs from base 154 to 1260 and encodes 368 amino acids. Gene Ontology annotation, cellular component: plasma membrane. The record is from RefSeq and is a predicted model, not a curated record. Gene Ontology annotation, biological process: sensory perception of smell; detection of chemical stimulus involved in sensory perception of smell.
AAUGCAAGAACAUCUGUCAUUUUUCCCUUGUGAAUUGCGUAAGCAAAUCGAUUUUGUUUGAGCAGUAAUAUUUUGUAAUUUUUAUAUCACGAUGCAGUUAGUUGCAUACAUAGAUUUACAGAGGAAAGUCAUAAUUUUUAUUCUUGUUAGAAAAUGGUGAAUUUGCAAGCAAAAGAAGAAUUUCUGAAAAUUACAAAAUUUAUCUACUUUUCAAUCCGUUUAGUUACAUUUGAUUGUGGAUUUUUUUCGAAAAAUGCAGGAAAAUUCUUAUCUUUGUUUUACAUUUUUAUCAAUAUCUAUUUGACUUUCAACAAAACAUCUUCAGUUGAACAGGAAAAUAUUUUGGAACUUUGCCUUGGAUUUUCUACAAUAGUUGGUUUUGGAAGUAUUUCUACUAAAGUGUUUACUGUUUGUUACUAUGAAGAUGAAAUUGUGAAACUUUUCACGUGGAUUGAGAAUUUCUAUUUCGACAACUCAGAACCGAUUUUGGUAAAAUUGAGAUCUAAAUCUUUGGACAAAAUACUGUGGAUCUUAAAACUUUUCUUAAAAUUUUACAUCAGUUUUAUUGUUUUUAUGGUUACCUACGUAAAUUUCUAUUACUUAAUAAACGACAUUCAAGUAAUAAGUAUUCCAUGGGGAGUACCUAAAACUAUCACCGUAUAUUUGCAACUAGUAAUAUAUUUUUCUAUUACUGUCAUAUACGGCAUCCCAAUAAUGUGUUUCGGCUGCAUGGGAAUAAUUUUCAUUGAAAUUCACAAUUUUUUUAACGAAUCCAUUGCACUACUCGAAAAUUCGGAAGAAGAAUCUCUCGACAAUGGAUUCAUUCUUAUUCUUCACAAAUUGCAUUGCGAAAUCUACGGAAAGUUUUGCAUCUACGAAAGCAUCUUUGCUUAUUCGGUUUUCUUCGACCUCUUCUUCAAUACUGCAUCAAUGAUUGGAAUGAUGCUAUUGGCUAGGCUCUAUCCUGACAUAAGUAUUUUCUAUAUGAUCUUACUGGCUUUAGUAUCUCAACUGCUUAUCUACUGUAUUUUCGGACAAUUUAUUUUUACUGAAACCGAGAAGACUUCUGAAAGCUUGUACUUGACUAAAUGGUACGAUUUGAACAGAGAAGAUAAACGCGCCAUCCUUCUUAUGAUGAUGAUGUCCUCGAGACCAUUUGGAUUAAAAGCUGCGGGAAUGUACAACAUAAAUAUUAUUCUUUUUGUACAGAUUAUGAAAUUAGGCUUCUCAUACUGCGCCAUUCUAUAUGCAUUCUUGUAGGUAAUUUAAAACGUUCUGUUUUUGAAAAAUUCUCUUAUAAACAUUAAAAACACUAAAAAAUGUAAAUGCAUAAAUUUUUCAAAAUAAAAUUUGUUUUUCUUGACCAAUACUUUCAUUUUGUUGUAUAGGGGAACGUGGCCCGAUUCGGACCUCUUAAGGCCUUUUAGCUGUGAUUCUUUUUCAA